AUGUCACAUAUUGCACCCCGGCCUCCGCAACCUCCCCCGGCCGCCCAUCUUCGAGCCCGCAGCGACCCCCCGGCGGCCCCCGAAAAGAGACUUGAGCUCGUCGGUAAGCUCGAGGGCUGCAUCCACGAUGUCCUGGAGGCGACCAAGGCCUUCAAGGCCCCCCAGCCACAGUCCGCCCACCAAAAUGCCAACCAAAUGUUCCAGCAGCGCGUCAUGGCCUCGCAGGCCCGGUCGGGGGACAUGUCGAACCAGGACUGGGUCGGCACCAUGAUGCAGUGCUUGAAUGAGAGCAUGAAGACGCAGCAGAGCUCCUUUGUCCGCAACACGACGCUCGACGUCGCCCUCAAGGCUUUUGCUUCGGGCGUCUUUGAAACCCUCGGCCUGACCUACUUUCGAGAGCCUUUCGACAAGUACGUGGCGGCGUCGCGGCAAAAAAUGGCAGUCAACACGGCUGUUCCGCAUCAUGGGCCGGCAAACUUUGGCAUUCCCUCGCCGCCGAGAGAAAUCGGCCCCGGUCCGGGCCUCAUGCAGCAACCGGGCCCGCAAGGCCUCCUGCGAGCGCCGGCCCAACCCCCGACAUUUCCUUCUGCACACCAUCAACUUGCUCAGAGCCCUCUCCAUGUCGCUAGACCCACCGUGAUGACCCUGCCGCAAGAGCAGCUGCACGGCAUGCCCAUAUUCCAGUCAACCAUACCAUCCCCCCUAACCCCGGCCCCAGUCCCGGCCGCAGUCUCGGCACUGGCCCCGCCACCGAAAUCUCGGCUUGGUCGUCCACCCAAGCGUCCAUCACCAAGCGCAGUCUCAUCUCCUACUGCACGGAAAAGAGCGUACACCUCCGAGGCCCUCCGACAGGCAGCAGGCCCCAUGGGACCGCCACCACCACCACCACCACCCCCGGCUGCGCAGGCCCGCAGCAGCGCCCCUCCCAGACCCAGACUGUGCAUCGACGUCUGGAACGUGCAACAGGAGCGCGAUCCGAGAAGACGGCAGGCCAUCCUCGGAUACGGCGGCAAGUGGUACGUGUUCCAGUGCCAUCAGCACGAAGAGGUGCUCUUCUUCAAGACGGCCGACGGGGCGCGGCAUCACAUGCUCACGCGCCACGCCUUGCCUCACCAGCACGUCGACUUCCUAGACAUUGUCCGCGAGCUCGGGGUCGAGGUCAUGCACUGCGACGCUGCGCGCGCGGAGAAGAACAACCUCGACGCGGUCAACCUGUGGAACUUUGCAGCUUCAAGUUCUGCGAGUCCCGUGGAAAGCCCUCUGGCUCAGCAAGCAACAGUGUUGCGCCGUGACGUGGUUGUCCCCGUUCAGGAGCCUGUUCGAGCUCCGCCCGUGAGCACGCUGCCAAGGAGCGCUUCGAGGGCUUCCCCGGCCGUGCAGCCCGAGCCGGCCUUGCUGCCGCAGACACAGCGUGACUCUCCCAGCAUUGUACUACUCUCCGAUGAUGAAGAGGAAGACCAGCCGGCUGUUACAAUAAAAAGAGAGAGAGAAGAGAAGGAAAGUAUAUCCUUCCCUGCCAAGGUAGAGCAAGAAACAAGAAUCACCCCGGUCCCCGCCGAGGCAUCUGAGCUCGCUGGUCGAGCUAUUGAGGCCCUCAAGGCGAGUCGAGCACCGUCAGUCCCUCCGUUGCACGAGAGAGACGAAUUGCCCACUCAGCCACUUCGCACUUCACAAAGUCCCGAGAAACUGCAGACCGUCGAGCCUCCCGCGAAGGAUUCUACUAUCCCGGCUGCUUCAGAGACGGUCACGGAAAGAGCAGUUGUGACGCGCGACGCUCCAGAGAGCAUUCCGGAUCUAGAGCCAGACUCACCGCAAUCUUCUGAGCUGAGUGAAGCGCCGUCUCUCCAAGACUUGGACUCAUUUGCGCCCGGACCGGCCCAAGCAGACGCCCCCGAAGUGGCAGAUGAUGAGCUGGAGGAAGGCGAGAUUACCGAGUCGACGAUUGAAGUCGUACCAUGGGCUCCGGUGCGGGAAGAUACGACUGCUUCCCCGGACUCGGGCAAGAAGAAAAAGAAGCGAAGAAUUAGCGGUGCUAUUUCAUCAUCUGGGACGCAGAGAAAGAAGCUGCCCUGGACGCCCAAGUCGUCGCAGAAGAAGGCCGGACGACAGUCGUUUUGGAGCCCGUCGCAGGAGGGACCGAGCGCUCAUGACCAGUUCAAGACAAGGGCGUGUAAGAAGUGCUCCGAGAGGUUCUACUUCCGAGCUCAGCUGGCGACACACAUGAAGACCGAGCACCCGGAAGUAGUGCAGUAG
This is a messenger RNA of Cordyceps fumosorosea ARSEF 2679, 2253 nucleotides long. RefSeq names its product Zinc finger, C2H2. The record is from RefSeq and is a predicted model, not a curated record. Bases 1 to 2253 code for a protein of 750 amino acids. The transcript is spliced from 2 exons. NCBI's taxonomy places the organism in Eukaryota, Fungi, Ascomycota, Sordariomycetes, Hypocreales, Cordycipitaceae.